AUGCCUACCGAGGAUAGCCAAGGGACUCAGCACCAUACCCCUCAUGAGGGUACCUCCCAGAGCAGACCUUCAGCGGAUGCCAAUCUCCAGGCAGAACUGGAAAGCCUUCACGCUAGUGUCACCAAGAUGUCCAAGAAAUAUGACUAUCUUCCUGCUAAGAACGAACCUGAGCGUACGCAGCCAAACCAGCCAGUGCCCUCUCACCACAGUGCCCGAAUCCAGCCUAGUCUCAGCAAGGGUAAAGGCCCCCUCCAUCCAGAGACGACCAAGUUGCGGCUCCUUUCCAUCUCCUCAUCGAGGGAUCGGCCUCAUGAACCGGUGAAGGUCUACAGGGAUUGCAGAGACCGUAUCUUGGACCGUCAGCCAGACCCUGUUCCUAUCCCUGUUAAUCUCCAAGACCCAAAGAUGACACACCUAGGCCCCCGACCAAAACCCACCCACCUAUCAGCUGGAGAAGGUGCAUAUGACUCGAAGAACUGGGGCGGUACUAUUCAGAAGACUACGAGUCUUAUCAUACCGAGGCCCCCUGCUCAUCCACACCUCAGGCUUUCAACACCCGAGCCCCUCCCUCAUGCCUACCCGGCCAUGAGGCUUCUCUUUGAGAAGGUUCGGCGUGUGGAGAGCGAACAACAGCGCAACCACCAACCCCUCUGGGCAAAGCCACGACCUAGGCCCUUUACCGAACGCAUUCUUAAUUACCACCAGGAUAAGGACAUCCAGCCACUCCGCAUCGCCUUCUACACUGGCACGAAGGAUCCUUUCACCCACAUACAUUCUUUCCAGUCUGCCCUGGGGUGCAAGGGCCUCACUGACGAAGGCAUGUGCCUCCUUUUCCCUUCCACUCUUAGUGGUGCGGCCUUGAAUUGGUUCUACAGGCUGAACCCCCGCACCAUAAACUCAUUUGACAGUCUGAAGCAGGCCUUCCUGGACCAUUUCAUGAUCCAGACUGAUCGCCUAUACUCCGCGGACGACCUGAACAUGCUUCGACAGGGUGAGGAAGAGCCCAUUCGGGAGUAUGCAGCCAGGUUCAGCCAUGAAUACUCCCGCUGCCUGGAGACUGAUGGCCGCGCUGCCUUCGGUGCUUUCAAGAGUGGCCUCCGAGAGUCCAACUUUCGAUACCUGGUCCAUAGCAACCCUUGGAACACAUAUGCCGAGCUGAUGAAGCAGGCAGCAGCUCACGCUAAGGCUAUGUACUUCAACUCCAAGCGCAGCCCAGCCACCCUGGCGCGUAAUCCUUUUGCUGAUCCUCCACCUGCUUCAAUACCCAUCCUAGCUCCACCUUAA
Prunus armeniaca (apricot) is the source of this 1284-nucleotide messenger RNA. NCBI's taxonomy places the organism in Eukaryota, Viridiplantae, Streptophyta, Magnoliopsida, Rosales, Rosaceae. The record is from the annotation of a GenBank genome assembly.